AUGAUUCAGGACCCAACCAACUCACUGUUCCUAGCGACGAUCCCAAUGGGCUUUGCCACACUCAUUGAGAUGUGGGUUUUUGUCUGUGUGCCGCUAUGGGGAGAAUGGAGUGUAACCGUCGCGUGGGCUUGUUGGAUGUUGGAUGUGGUAGCGGCAGCUUCUGUUACCCUGUCGCUGUCCUUUAUUCUAAUAUCCCAACGCUAUAUCACCUCGCUCGAUCGGAUCACUGCACUCCAACUUUUGCCAAUUGCAGCAACUAUUGUGGCAGCUGGUGCUGGUGCAGAAAUUGCUCAUAUUUUACCAAACAAACAACACGCGUUGGGAACCUUACUCGUGUCUUUUAUCCUGUGGGGUAUGGGCACUCCUUUGGCAAUUAUGGUAUUAGUGAUCUACUAUCAGCGGCUGGCAGUACACAAGCUUCCAUCCAGAGGAAUGAUCGUGAGUUGCUUUCUGCCCCUGGGGCCUCUUGGCUUUGGUGGUUUUGGCAUCAUUUAUAUGGGUAAAGUGGCACGGGUGCUGUUGCAGGAUCCCCAAAUAUUAGACCCCAUCGCGGGCCGGAUGGCAUAUGUCUUGGGCGUUUUCACAUCCCUGUUGAUGUGGAGCUUUGGCUUGGUCUGGCUCGUAUUUGCCCUAGCCACAGUUUUGUACAGCUCUCCUUUUCCUUUCAAUAUGGGCUGGUGGGGAUUUACGUUUCCUUUGGGGGUUUAUGCGGCGAACACAAUGGAGUUGGGUAUUGAGCUGGAUCUCAUGUUUUUCAAGGUUUUUGGAACCGCUUUGAGUGGUGCUGUUUUGCUACUCUGGACAGUAGUGGCAUCACGGACAGCAUAUGGAGCAUGGCGCGGUACUCUGUUUUGUGCUCCGUGUUUACAAAACCUGGCGCUCAAGGAAGAAGGGGCUGAGCGGGAUGACGAUCGGCACGCAUAG
Messenger RNA from Penicillium canescens, 924 nucleotides. RefSeq names its product TDT family transporter. Gene Ontology annotation, biological process: sulfite transmembrane transport; transmembrane transport. Gene Ontology annotation, cellular component: plasma membrane. The record is from RefSeq and is a predicted model, not a curated record. The transcript is spliced from 4 exons. Lineage: Eukaryota; Fungi; Ascomycota; Eurotiomycetes; Eurotiales; Aspergillaceae. Bases 1 to 924 code for a protein of 307 amino acids. Gene Ontology annotation, molecular function: sulfite transmembrane transporter activity.